Alligator sinensis (Chinese alligator) is the source of this 1957-nucleotide messenger RNA. It is a transcript of the gene YDJC, whose product is annotated as YdjC chitooligosaccharide deacetylase homolog. Gene Ontology annotation, biological process: carbohydrate metabolic process. The transcript has 6 exons. The record is from RefSeq and is a predicted model, not a curated record. Lineage: Eukaryota; Metazoa; Chordata; Crocodylia; Alligatoridae. The coding region runs from base 865 to 1815 and encodes 316 amino acids. Gene Ontology annotation, molecular function: deacetylase activity.
GCCGUAGGGCUGCCGCUCCCCGGGGCUGCGCCGCUAGACACUUCCUCCUUGCGCUGGCACCGCCGGGCAGCCUGCUCCGCCGGCCCCGAGCCGGAGCAGAUGCUCAGCUGCUGUGGAGCCGAGAGGAGGAGGCCUAGCACCCUCGCUGGGGGCUGAGCCGGGCUUUGGCGCUGCCCUAGCCAAGCAGAAAACCCGGCUUCCUGCGUGCAAAACGCGGAACAAACCUCACACCGCCUUGGGCAGCUGAACUGCAGUGACAGGCAAGUGCUGAGGAGCCUGGCACAGCCCCGUGCGCCCGCUCUUGCUCACGGGGCUUGGACCCCAGUGGGGGAGAGGGUCGGUGAGCACCGUGGGGGUCCACGCUGUCUCCUUUCUCCCAUUUUUGAAUAUGAAACCUUCCCAAGUGUUGCGUCUGGCAAAGUCCGGCUGUGGGAAAGGCUCCGGUUGUUUCUGUGAUGCGACUUCAGACCUCAGCGCACAGGGGACCUCGUCAGGCUGGACUGCCGCUGCGAGCCAGCUAUCCAAAGUCAGUCACUGAACCCGAAGCAUCGCUUGAGUUGCUUCUAGGAGGAUUGUCUGCCGGCUGCAUUUCUGGUGGUCGCUCCUCGUUAGAUCCUGUAAAGCUAACUGCUGGAGCACGGCAGUAAAGGGAUUUUGAACCCCUGAGCUACCAUCAGCCUUUUAAAUCGACAUGUAAGAAACUAACCUUUCAAACUGGACAAACUACAUUUAAUCCGGAUACAUGCUACAGAUUAAGGACAAUCCUUCCCUCUCUGCAAAGAAAAGUGAACUAGGGCCAUGUUGCACUGGAGGAGGGGCAGAAUAUUAUUUGCAAGAGCAGCAGUUAUGAGCUGACCCAUAAGGAUGCUCCAGGGCAGAGUGAAGCUAAUAGUAACUGGAGAUGACUUUGGCUAUUGCCCAUGGAGGAACCAAGGCAUCGUGGAGUGUUUUCUAGCUGGAGCAGUUUCCAACGUUUCUCUUCUGGUCAAUGGCAGUGCUGCAACAGAUGCAGCACAGCUGGCAAGGAGGCAUAACAUCCCAAUUGGCCUGCAUGCCAACCUCUCUGAGGGCUCCCCAGUCUGCGAAGUGCUCAAGAACAACUCCUCUCUGCUCAACGAGGACGGGUUCUUCCACGGAAAGAUGGGGUUCCGGAUGGCUCUAGCAAAAGGCCUCCUGAAGAUGUCAGAGGUGAAACAGGAGCUAAUGGCACAGCUUGACCUGUUCCGUGAACUGACGGGUCACAUACCACACCACAUGGAUGGACACCAGCAUGUCCAUGUUCUUCCAGAGGUCAGGCACGUGUUCGCUCAGGUAUUAGAAGAAUACGGCAUCAAGUACACACGUGUUCCGAUAGAACCAGGCCUUCACAGCUGUGACUGGAUAGAGCCACCACUGAUGGAUUUUUAUCUGGGAGUAGAACAGGAUUCCUUUAACACGGUCAAUGUGUUUACAAGGCAUGGAAUAAGAUGGCCUGACAUUUACAUUGGUUUGAGUACCAUGGGCAAGAACAUGUCUGUCAAUAACAUUCAGAGUGCCAUCAAUACUGUCCUAGCAGCUUUCACUGCCAAGGAAAGCCCAUCUGCUGAUGCCAGGCCAUUUUCACAUCAAGAUGAACAAAGCAGAACAGUAACCAUUGAGCUGAUGGUACAUCCAGGGUACCCCAGCAUCCCUCCUGUUGGAGGUUGUGGAGAAGGACCAGAUGAUUUUUCACAGUCAUGGGAACGCUUGCACGAACUCCAGACUUUAAUGAAUCCUGAGUUACAAAGCUAUUACAAAACAAGAAACAUUGAGCUUUGUGCAUUUAAAGAUCUUUAAGCAAAUGAGAACAUACAGAUAUGUUUGUACUUUGCAAACUUGUAGCUGACACUGUAUUAGGAAGCUAGGCCAGUUACCACUGUUUGCGUGUACCACCCUUGAAGGAUGAUGGGGGCUGCAGAUGGACUGGCUGCAGCAUAAU